ACCAGCAGCAGCUUUCAAACCCUGAAACAUUUCUCCCAAGUUUGGGACAAAAUGAGCAGCUACAAUGGUCUGUGUAGGGCAGAUGCAGGUUUCAUGUUUCAGCUCCUCCUCACAUUCCAGGCCUGCUGAGACUUCCCUCAAAAUUCUCCAAAAUGGAGCCUCUCACAACUUAUCCUUUAAAAUGUUCAGUGCCCAAAGCCAGGGUGUUUGUUGUUUUCCUGUCGAUGGUUUUGUGUACAGUAAUGCUCUGUCUGUUGCAGCUCAAAUUCUUAAAACCUAAAAUCAAAGAUUUUUAUUCUUUUGAAGUGAAGGAUUCCAGAGGGAGGACCGUUUCUCUGGAGAAGUACAGAGGCAAAGCGACUUUGGUUGUAAACGUGGCCAGUUACUGCCAGCACACAGACAAAAAUUACAUCGCGCUGCAGGAAUUACACAGAGAGUUUGGUCCGUCCCACUUCACUGUGCUGGCCUUCCCGUGCAAUCAGUUUGGAGAAUUGGAGCCUAGCUCAAGCCAGGAAAUAGAAUCUUUUGCCAAGGGAAACUAUGGAGCAACUUUCCCUAUUUUCCACAAAAUUAAGAUUCUGGGAUCUGAAACAGAACCUGCAUUUAAAUUUCUGAUAGAUUCUUCAAAGAAAGAGCCUAGGUGGAAUUUCUGGAAGUAUCUCAUCAACCCAGAAGGUAAACUUGUGAAAUUUUGGACACCUGAAGAGCCAAUAGAAAACAUCAGGCCAGAAGUAGCAUCCCUGAUCAGGCAGAUCAUCAUGAAAAAGAAAGAAGAUCUCUGAAAAGGCCAUUCAGUCUAUGAAUCCAUUUUACCACAUGUAUAGACAAUCUUAAUACAUUCCUGUUAAAUGAUGCUAGAAGCUAGACCAUCAAGUGUUUUAAUUUCUCUUUGGUUUUAAUGGCAGUACUGAGAAUAAUUAUAAAUUAUUUAAGCAGUAAUAUAGGGCCCAAUCCUGCAACAUGCUGAGCGCCAAUAAAGUCAAUGAGAGUUGCAAGGCACUCAGCACUUUGCAGGACCAGACCCUUAGUUUGGCAUAAAGUUGCUAAUGUUCCCUGUAAGUUCACACUGCUGCCAAUGGUUAAUAAUGUCACCAACAUGAAAAUGCUUAAAAAAGAAGACAGAGGAUUUAUAUGAAUAUGAAGUUGACUAAUUUAUCAAGCUAAGAGCUUUGUUUCCUAGCUACUUGUAACAAGUGUUAGGGGUUUUUUUAAUAUUUGAUUGCCAAACAUGAAACUUCUGUGACUGAAUUACUUUAGGGCCAUUGUAUCAAUCCAGAAGCAUCACACCACAGUAGUUAAAACUGAAUGCCACUGAAAAUACCAGCUUUGCUACAUUAACAGAGGAAGGUUGAUGAAUUGUGAAAAUUACAAACUAAGUUUAAAAAAAAUUGUAAAUAGAUAGUUCUAUGAAGAUUGUUUAUUAAAAAAGAGAAGAAUUACAAAAUGG
This is a messenger RNA of Mauremys reevesii (Reeves's turtle), 1447 nucleotides long. It is a transcript of the gene GPX8, whose product is annotated as glutathione peroxidase 8 (putative). Gene Ontology annotation, biological process: response to oxidative stress. Lineage: Eukaryota; Metazoa; Chordata; Testudines; Geoemydidae. The record is from RefSeq and is a predicted model, not a curated record. Bases 153 to 782 code for a protein of 209 amino acids. The transcript has 3 exons. Gene Ontology annotation, molecular function: glutathione peroxidase activity.